AUGACAACCAAGACCAAAAGCCACAAGGCCAUGGGAGAUGGGGAGUGGAUGUCAAGGCUGAGGGCCUUUGCCAGCACUGGAGUUUGGCCCCCAGGAGCCGGCAACAGGCCAGCGCCAAGGCAACGGAAGUGGCAUGACCUCUACCAAAAGAUUGAGAAAUGCCCCAUGCAGGCCAAAGGGCAGUCUGGCUUGUUUGGUCAGGCCAGGACCUGCAGUUGUGGGUUCCAUGCCAAGCCUGCCACCCAGUCAUCUCCUCCCUCCACAUCAUCUGCAGCUUCAGCCUCUGCUCCUGAGGCCCGGACAUAUUUGCGUCCCCCUCUAAGUCUGUCCAUGUUCACAAAAUCCCACUAUGGUGGCUCAUUGUCAUCUGCAGUGCAGCCAAAUUUGGUGAAAAGAAGGACCCCCAGUCCUUCACCUGUGAGCACCCCCAGUCCUUCACCUGUGAGGACCUCCAGCCCUUCACUGUCUUCUCUGAGGACCCCCAGCGCUUCUGUGUCGUCUGUGAGGGCCCCCAGCCCUUCACUGUCUUCUCUGAGGGCCCCCAGCCCUUCUGUGUCAUCUGUGAGGACACCCAGCCCUGCACCAUCCCAGGGGAAGUUCCCAGUUUGGGAACAAAACCCUGUACAAGCUGACGCAUCUGGCGAACCGGGAGGACGUGCGUCAUCCCAUGCGGGAUCCUCAGCUUCAUUCUGGCUGCCGGGUGAGCUGAGCAAAACCAUACCUCUGCAGGACCAGAGGUGGAUUGCCAGCACCCUCUUUCCCUCUGGCAAACUGCGGCCAGAUUUGAAGCUGUGGUAUGAGCCCCCUGUCCCAGCGCUCAUUUACCACCAAACACCGACCCCAGAGCCUUUCUUCGCCCAUCGCCUGAUGGCAUGGAUGCCCUACCACCUGUGGAAGGUGAAGAUCGCCUGCCCUACUUGUGGAAAGCAGUUGACAGGCGCUGGGGUCCACAAAAGGGCACGGAAGGUCCUGGACAUCGACCGGUACUACCUGCUGGUGACAGAGACACUCAGGUGCACUGUGUGUGUACAGAACUAUUUGUCAACCAGCCAGACUGUCCGGGACCAGCUGGACCUCCCUCAUCGGCAAAUGUUCAGACUAAUCCUGACCCGCAAGUACGCCUGUGACAUCCGUGUCAUCAGGCUGCUUCGGGACAGGACCCUGGGCAACAGUCCAGCACGGCUGGUGAAGCAGCUAAGGGAGAACCAUGGGGAGGAGUGGCUCAACAGGCUGGCACACUAUCUGGGGGAGUGUGCUAAGUGUGUGGAUAAGCCAAGCCUCUUCCCGGUUGUCUGCCAGGAGCCCCCGGAGCCAAUGGACAUCCCCACCAGUCGCUGGCUGUUGGUCGUUUAUGGACAGGACAUCCUCUCAAGGUUGGACCACAUAAAGGCCAGCAUCACCUCCACGUUUGGGUCCAUCCUUAAGCUGAACUCCACCAAAAAGAUCACGAAGAAGCUGACCGGCACCGGCAGGGGCACAGCUCUCUGGCUAACCUCCGUCAGCAACGAGGUCGGCCAGAUCCUGAACAGCGUCUUGACUGUGCAAGAGGGGUUGGGAGUAAACAGGAUGGCGUCGGGCCUGAUGGAGCGGUACCGCCAGGCAGCUGUGUCACCCCCAGUUCUUAUGUAUGUGAACUGUGGAUGCUGUGUGGAUGAGGGGGCCAGCAAGCUGCAAGUGAGGUUUGGGGAAUGGCCAGACCUCCACAUUCGCCUGGAUAUCUGCCACUUUAUGAGGAGGCUGGCUGUGGGCUGCACCACCGAUGCUCAUCCCCUCUACCCCACCUUCAUAGGCUGCCUCUCCGCCUGCAUCUUUGAGUGGGAUGCUGGGGAUCUCGCUCUUUUGAGGCAGGCGAAGAGAGAACAGCUCAGACUGGAGGGUGUGCCUGGCAUCACUGAUCUCCUGGUGGACAGGAGAAUCAGUAAAAAAGAGCUCAGCCAACACUGCAGACGGAGGACACGGGGUGAGGAGGCCACCAUCCGCCUGAUUGACCGGCUGCUGCAGGAACUGGGAGGGGCGAAAGGAAGGGACCUGAUGGGUGUGCCUCUGCUGGACAUGGAACAGAUGGAGCACAUCUGGAGAGUGCAGAAACGCCAUGUCAGGUGCAUCCAGGACAUCCCAGGUGUGCAGCUGUACACUGAGACAGGCACCACCACCAAGGGAGGCAUUGUGCUCAGAAAGUACCGCUGUGCCAGAGGCUCCACUUCUUUAGAGUCUUUCCAUUGCCAUGUGAACAGGUUCAUUCCAGGAACAAGUGCAAAUGCACUUCAUUUCCAGCUGUACCUCCUGGAAGGCCUGAACAGGUGGAACCAGGACCGGGGAAGUGCAGCAGUAACCAACAGGUCCUCAUCUCUCCUGACAUACGCUGGGGAUGCAGCUCAGUGUGUAAACACCCUCAGCUCAAAGGUGUUGAGUAGACCAUAUCUGCCAGCCUUUAGGCCACCGGCUAAAUACACUGGAGAGCUCAUCGGGGUUGAUUACAUGCUGAGCCAGACUGGACAGCCCCUCAACGUGUCCCCCGACUCAGAGGAGACAGACAACAUGCUUCAGGAGGUGGGCGAGGGGGAGCAAGAAGAAGAAGACGAGGGUUUUGAGGAAGACCAAGAACUGGAGUUCAUCACUCCAUCUCUCCUCGAUGACCUGAGUUUUUCAACCACCUGCCAGCCUGCUGCCCCCUCCCCUCCUGCUUCCCUCUUCACUGCUCCCUCUUUGGACCCUGCCUCCUCCUCCUCCUCCUCCUCAGUGGCUGCUCCCACUUUGGACCCUGCCUCCACCUCCUCCUCCUCAGUGGCUGCUCCCACUUUGGACCCUGCCUCCACCUCCUCCUCCUCAGUGGCUGCUCCCUCUUUGGACCCUGCCUCCUCCUCCUCCUCAUUGACUGGUACCUCCCAGGCUGCUGCCCCACUGGGUCCGCUGGAUGUCUCCUCAUCUUCCAGUGAUCUUGGGGUAAAUAAAGCCCACAGAUGUUUCAUUAAAUGA
This is a messenger RNA of Melanotaenia boesemani (Boeseman's rainbowfish), 2976 nucleotides long. RefSeq lists its product as uncharacterized. The record is from RefSeq and is a predicted model, not a curated record. The transcript is spliced from 9 exons. Lineage: Eukaryota; Metazoa; Chordata; Actinopteri; Atheriniformes; Melanotaeniidae. The coding region runs from base 1 to 2976 and encodes 991 amino acids.